AUGGCCUACGACCAGAACGUUUUGCGAGCGCACUUCUGUCAUGCCCUUUCAGAAAUGUACAAGAGCGAAGUUCCUCUCUACGGCGACCUAAUAGAUGUAGUCUGGAAUGCAGACGCGAAAACAGUUCAAGACAGCCACAAUAUCGAGGGUAACCACGUUAUAAACCCAGAUGAUGUUCUACCCGCCCGGCAUCGCGUUGAGAGACACGGAGCCAUCCGACUGGGCACAGCCCAUGAGCUGGCUACAAUUCGGCGUAUGUUUGCUGUGAUGGGAAUGCAUCCUGUGGGCUACUACGACCUCAGCCUCGCUGGAUUCCCCAUGCACGCCACAGCCUUCCGACCAAAUACCCAAGAGGCGCUCGACGAGAACCCAUUUCGCGUGUUCACGACAGUAUUGCGGAUGGAACUGUUGACAGAAAGAACUCGGAAACUAGCGCAGAAAGCGCUGGACCAAAGAAAUAUAUUCACACCCAGACUUCUUGCCCUGUUGGAUAUUGCGGAAAGCCAGGGCUUCUUGGCAUCGGAUCAAUGCACAGAGCUCAUCAGCAAUGGCUUGGAGACAUUUAGGUGGCACUCGAAAGCAACAGUCACCUUUGAAGAAUACGAGGAGCUGAAAGCUGAGCAUCCUCUGAUUGCGGACGUCGUCUCUUUUCCCAGCUCCCAUAUCAACCAUUUAACGCCUCGAACGAUUGAUAUCGAUCUUGUACAGAAACUGAUGUUGGAUCACGGAAUGCCUGUCAAAGAGCGUAUCGAGGGACCACCGAAACGAUCGUGCCCAAUUCUUCUGCGGCAGACAAGCUUCAAGGCGCUGGAGGAAACUGUCUAUUUCAAGGAUCCGUCUGGUUCCUAUGUGAAGGGCUCCCACACAGCACGAUUUGGCGAAGUGGAGCAACGAGGCUAUGCUUUGACUCGAGAAGGACGCCAGCUUUAUGAUCAAAUCUUGGACCGAGUCAAUGCAGAAGCCGCGAAGAAUGGGCUGAAAGGAGAGGCCUAUGACACGCUACUGGCAGAGCGCUUCAAAGAGUUUCCCGAUAGCCUGUCAGAGCUUCACGAUCUGAGACUGGGAUAUUUCAUCUAUCGCUUGACAUCACCGAAUGACCAGUCGGUUAACGAAAGCCUAUUAUCGGAGGAAAAACUGCAUCCAAUAUCACUUCAGGAUCUCCUCGACAAGCAGAUCCUGAGUUAUGAGCCUAUCACAUACGAAGACUUCCUUCCUUUAUCUGCGGGAGGAAUUUUCAAUUCCAACUUGGGUGGUGUCUCCCAGUCCAAGCAAUUGAUUAUGAGCGCGGAUCCGGACCUCGAUGGUUUCCAGCGGCUCCUUGGGGCAUGUGUGGCUGAUGAGUUCCAUCUAUAUGCCGUAAUGCAACAGAAAUCAUUGGAAAUUUGCCGACAGAAACUGCAGUUAAGGGAGGUUAUAUAG
Molecule: messenger RNA, 1419 nt
Organism: Penicillium vulpinum
Lineage: Eukaryota; Fungi; Ascomycota; Eurotiomycetes; Eurotiales; Aspergillaceae
Product: VOC family protein
Exons: 1
Coding region: 1-1419 (472 amino acids)
Molecular function (GO): oxidoreductase activity
Source: RefSeq, a predicted model, not a curated record